UUUUUCUUAGUAAAGUCGUUUUUGAUAGAGCGCACGAUAAACAGCACCGCAAAAGCACACAAGCAGAGAGAGAGAGAGGACGAAGACAAAACCAAAGAGCUUCUCCCGAGAAAAGAAAAAAAAGUAAAAUUCUCUUUUUGAUUUUUGAGAUUUUCAAUUCUGCUUCUCUGUAUUCAAUCUCGAGAAGACGAUCGGGGUUCUUGUUUUGGCUGUUUUGAUCUUGCUUAGUGAUGAUCGUUGCUCUUUAGGUUAGCAUAGAUGAAGAGUCUUCAGUUUUUGUAGUUUCUGAUAGAAAAACAGAAAAAAAGAAAAAGAAGAGAUGGGAGGUUGCUGUUGUUGCUCUUCGUCACGAAGAGCUGAUAUAGAUAAUGGACUUCCGUACUACUACGUUAGUUACCCGAGGGCAACAGAAGAGCGUGUGCCUUUAUCUUCUGCCCAUAACAGGACUUCCUCUGCAAUCUCUACGGGUGUUGUAGUAGUAGACACAAACUUAGAGACAUCAUCUCCCGAUGCCUAUAUACCACCACCAGCUCCUAUCCCUUUUGAUGUGGCUAUUGGAAUUCCUCAUACACCAGGAAAUGGUGAAGAGGCUACUUGUGUUGAUAUAAGAGAGGUUUCAGUGGAACCUGCUAAUACCGAGCCUGCUCAAGAAAUAGUCGACGGUAUUACUCUCGGGGUUCCAACUACUUGCUCACAUAAAGAAAUAGAUAGCAAAAUCCAAACAGAGAUUGAUCUUGAAUCUGCUGAAGAGAUAGACCCCAAGCUAUCAAAAGCCGUCUUUGUUCCAAUAGAGGAAGAGGAGGACUGUCCCAUAUGUUUGGAAGAAUAUGAUAUCGAGAACCCCAAACUUCUAGCCAAAUGCGAUCACCAUUUUCACCUUGCAUGCAUUCUAGAAUGGAUGGAGAGAAGUGAAACUUGCCCCGUCUGCAAUACGGAAAUGAUAUUUGACUCUCCUCUCGACUAGCAACACGCAAGUACCGGAGCUUAGAAGGUAUCCGAACAAAGAAACUGGAGAAAAGGAGAAGAAAACAUAAAGAAGGAAAAAAAAAAAAAACGUUUGGUAAGAAUACACUAAUAGUUGGAAUUUACAAAAACAUAUCAGUGUUGUUGAUUAUACAUAUGUUUGUACAGACGUUUCAAGUCGUCUACGAAAGGAGACUUAAUUAGAGUUUGUGUUUUAGAUUCA
Molecule: messenger RNA, 1186 nt
Organism: Camelina sativa (false flax)
Lineage: Eukaryota; Viridiplantae; Streptophyta; Magnoliopsida; Brassicales; Brassicaceae
Product: putative E3 ubiquitin-protein ligase RHB1A
Cellular component (GO): cytosol
Molecular function (GO): ubiquitin-protein transferase activity
Source: RefSeq, a predicted model, not a curated record